Chlorella variabilis is the source of this 1047-nucleotide messenger RNA. RefSeq lists its product as hypothetical. Gene Ontology annotation, molecular function: protein binding. The coding region runs from base 1 to 1047 and encodes 348 amino acids. The transcript is spliced from 3 exons. The record is from RefSeq and is a predicted model, not a curated record. NCBI's taxonomy places the organism in Eukaryota, Viridiplantae, Chlorophyta, Trebouxiophyceae, Chlorellales, Chlorellaceae.
AUGGCUUCAAGUACCUACGUCUCAGCGCUGCUGAGGCGCCUGUGCAGCAGCGGCGAGUGCCAGGCGGUUGAUGCUGCCAGGACGCUAGGCGACCUCUCUGCCGGCAGUGCUGACAGCAGGACAGCAAUCGUAGAGGCCGGCGCCAUUCCAGCGCUGGUUCAGCGUAUCAGCAGGACCGCUCCUGGCGAGGAUUUGCUGGAGGCCGCAGCCAGGCUUCUGCGCAACCUGUCUGCCGGCAACUCUCGCAACGCCGCAGCCAUUGCAGCGGCCGGCGCCAUACCGCCAUUGUUGCAGUGCCUGUUCACCAGCCGCAGCGAGGCGGUGCAGGUUCAGGCAGCCAUGGCGCUCAGCGGUCUCUCCUUCGACAGUCUCGACUGCAGCGUGGCCAUUUCAGCGGCUGGUGGCAUCCCAGCUGUGUUGCAGCACCUGCGAAGCAGCAGCUGCAGCGAGCAUGUACAACUGCAAGCAGCCCGUGUGCUUGUUAUCCUCGUGAGAGACCCUGAGAUCCGGGAGGCCGUUGCAGCUGCCGGCGGCAUCCCUCUGCUGGUGCAGUGCUUGAGCAGCAGCACCAGUGAGGCGAUACUGCGCACCACCGCCAGCGAGCAGGUGCAGGCGGCAGCAGCCGGUGCGCUUGCCUUGCUCUCUCGGGACAGCCCCGACAACAGCGCUGCCAUUGCCGCAUCAGGCGGCAUUGUUGCUCUGCAGCAGCUGCUGUACAGCAGCCCAAAGGAGGAGGUACGGGAGAUCGCAGCCGCUGCACUGCACAGCCUGUCCAACAGCGAGCAGGCUGGGGCUGCCGUGCUGGAUUCUGAAGGCGCGGCACAAGUUAGGACGGCACCCGCAGGAGCAGCCCCCACCACAGCCCCCACCACAGCAGGGGAUGCACCGGCAGUGGUUGACGCAGAGGCAGCGGCUCCUGCUGCCAGGGUGUGCCGGGGUGUGAGGUACUGCAGCGAGGCCUGCAGCCGCGCGCACUGGCGCACGCACAAGCCCGAGUGCCGGCGCCUGCAUGCCGCCGCAGCUGCAGCCGCUGCUGCACAGCCCUAG